Rana temporaria (common frog) is the source of this 902-nucleotide messenger RNA. It is a transcript of the gene NRSN1, whose product is annotated as neurensin 1. The transcript has 3 exons. The record is from RefSeq and is a predicted model, not a curated record. Bases 174 to 761 code for a protein of 195 amino acids. Gene Ontology annotation, biological process: nervous system development. Gene Ontology annotation, cellular component: neuron projection; neuronal cell body; transport vesicle. Lineage: Eukaryota; Metazoa; Chordata; Amphibia; Anura; Ranidae.
CCGGCCUUGGCAGCCCAGUGCGCAGGCACGGUGAGCUCCGCUCCUUGGGAAGGAUAAUAAUAGGUGGUGUGUGAGGCUCCUCUGGCUCAGAGGGAUGGGACCCGUACGAGGACGGAUCUGCAGCUAGCAGCACGGCUCUCCCGGCAUAGCAGGUACUGGGAAAGGUCAUAAGGAUGAGUUCGUGUGCUGACAUCUGUGGGUCCAAGCAGUCACAAAGCACUCCUGAAGGAGGAUACCAUCGCUAUGGAGUUCGGUCCUACCUGCACCAAUUUUAUGAGGACUGUACAGCUUCAAUAUGGGAAUAUGAUGACGAUUUUCAGAUCCAGAGAUCGCCCAGUAGGUGGAACUCUAUAUUCUGGAAGGUCGGACUCAUAUCGGGCAUUGUCCUCAUGCUGACAGGUAUAACGGUUCUUGCUGUUGGGUUUCUGGUGCCACCUAAAAUCGAAGCCUUUGGAGAAGAAGAUUUUGUUGUUGUGGACAGUCACGCUGUCCAGUUCAAUGGAGCGCUCGAUGUUUGUAAAUUGUCAGGUGCCAUUAUGUUUUGCAUUGGAGGAACAACACUGGCAGCAUGUCUUCUGAUGUCUGCUUUUGCUAAAAGUUACUCCAAAGAGGAGAAGUACCUGCAACAAAAAUUUAAAGAGAGAAUAGCAGACCUUAGGGCUCAUGUUCACCCUGUUACAAAGGCUCCGACUCCAGGAGAUUCGAAGAUACCUGUCACUCUCUCCAAAGUCCAAAAUGUCCAACCUUCAUCUGAAACCUGACAUUUACCUGUCAUUGUAAACACCAUUAAAAUGAAAAGGUCAGCUUUUGUGUUACAGUAAAAAGUCUUAUUUUGCUGUACAGUUUAACUGUACUUGGCAGGAAACUAUAUGAAUGGGCCAAAUAAUAGCAAAAUGUGAAAA